AUGGAUGAUGUGCUCACAGGUUCGGAUAGUGUUGCAGAGGCGUCGACCAUGAGAUAUCAACUGGAUAAAAUGAUGUCUGCAGGAGGUUUCCAGCUUAGAAAGUGGGCAUCCAAUUGCUUGGAAGUAUUGCAAGGAAUUCCAGCAGCAAACUUGGCAAUUCGUGAUAUAGAUAUAGAGUUAGAACAAGAUCCGUCGAUUAAGACUUUGGGAUUAGUCUGGUGGCCGAAAACGGAUGUGUUCAAGUUUCAAUUUGUCAUCCCUCCGAUUGACGACAGGUGGUCCAUCUCUCGUCGGCAGCUUCUAUCGAUCAUUGCCACGCUUAUCGAUCCUCUGGGUCUGGUGGGAGCUACCAUAACUAUAGCGAAAUAG
This is a messenger RNA of Malaya genurostris, 369 nucleotides long. RefSeq lists its product as uncharacterized. The coding region runs from base 1 to 369 and encodes 122 amino acids. The transcript has a single exon. The record is from RefSeq and is a predicted model, not a curated record. NCBI's taxonomy places the organism in Eukaryota, Metazoa, Arthropoda, Insecta, Diptera, Culicidae.